CUGGUUCAUACACGGCCAACAACUCAUUUUACAACUUGGUUUGGUUAUGAGAAGGUAGCUCAAGUACACUAAUUGGGGAAGUCAAUGAGAUUAUUUUCAUGAAAAUUACUUAAUUAUUUAUGAAUCCUUAUGAAUGGGCUCAAGAACAAUGAAGUUCCUUGCUAGUUGCUAGUCAUGCAUAUGGAACAUGAUACAUCAAAGCUAAGGACAAAAUUAGGGGCAAAGUGCUAUUAAAGAACUUUUCUUUGUAUAAGAAGCAUGUCUCAAAUGGCAGAAACAAUAUAUUAAAACAAGAAUCCUUAGGCAAAAGUUAGAAUUGAGCAAUCUUAUUAGUUGGAGUUCAUUUGACAUUCAAAAUGAUCAGGAAUACAUGUUUAUUUGAUCAUCUGUGUUUAAAGCUAAAAAGGGAGCACUGAAAAGUAGAAAAAGCAACAAGUUGCUACCUUUUAAUGAUAGCUAAUGUUAGGCUGCACUGCUCAAUGUUUAAGUGAUUUUAAGAUGAUGGAAAGAACUAACAUGCUGUAUAUUCUAUAUACCAACUCCUUUUAAAACUAAACCAUGAUUUGAGAGUUGGUGAUGAAUCUAAUAAACAAGGCAUGAAAAAGAACCCUUCUCUGUUUCUUCCCCUUUUCUUUAUAAUAGCAGCCAAAGCAAUCCAAGCUGUGCCUCGGCGAAAAGAGUUAAAUCUUAUCGUUACAGACGAAGGAAGAAGACACUUCAAGAUUUUCUACCUUCUAAGUUGGCCUUCAUACUAUGGUAACAUCUCCAUCUGCUUCCUCUAUGUCUGCUAACCUGCAGGAGGAGUCAAGCUUGGAUGUCUCCAUUCCACAGAACCAGCUGUUGUCAGAAAGUCUCAAGGGUCUGAGGAACAUGCGAUCGCAGUUAUACUCGGCAGCAGAAUAUUUUGAACUAUCUUACAAGAACGACGACAAGAAAGAACUAAUCUCAAAGACUUUGAAAAGUUAUACUCUUGAGACUCUUGCUGAUGCUGUGAAUCGAUUAGGCUUGGUAUCGAAUAAUGUAAACAACCUUCUCCAUCAAGAAGUUAAUGAGAUCUCUGCUGCAGAGUUUCAAGUAUCAUGCAUUGAGCAGAGAGUUAAUACAUUUCAAGCAUGUCUAGACAAGGAAGGCCUUCAUGAACAAUCCCAUUUGAUCAAAUCUCCAAAGCAUCACAAGCACUACAUUCUACAAGGUGAUGAACCUAUGCAAACGUAUGAAGGCAUACAUCCACCUCAAGAGGCCAGCAAACUAAGAAAGCAUAAAACUGCUCGACGCAGGUUGCCUCCUCCUCCUCCUGUCCUUAGUUCAUACACUCUGACUUGGCCCUUGCCGCGACUUGGGAAGACAUUUUUAGAUAAAAGUAAGCUGAUUGCACAGCUUCAGGAAGAUCCUAAUUGUGCUCUUUACGACAUAGAAAGAAGAGAAAAUUCACAACUUCAAGCAAAUCGACCAUUUAUAUCUGACUCAUGGCCGAAGUAUAAUUUGGAGUCGCAACAUUCACUUCCAGUAUACUUGCAUGAUGGUGAGAGGAUCAGACGCAGAGAGACCGAGGAGGGAAAUCGAAGAAAAAAGAGGGGAUUUUUCAAGGGCUUGUUCUCAAGGAAGAGUUCAUGGACUGACGAGCCUAUGUAUAAUUAUUUAGAUGAAUAUUGAGCAAGCUCAAGGAAGAAGAAAGACAAAACAAAAAAUGAAGAAGAUUAUUUUCUUUGUUUUGAUGGUGUAGAUUAUUAAUAAAACUAAUUGAUUCAGACAUUCAAUCAGUGGAAUGAUAAUAGU
This is a messenger RNA of Zingiber officinale, 1776 nucleotides long. RefSeq names its product protein ABIL2-like. Lineage: Eukaryota; Viridiplantae; Streptophyta; Magnoliopsida; Zingiberales; Zingiberaceae. The record is from RefSeq and is a predicted model, not a curated record. The coding region runs from base 754 to 1653 and encodes 299 amino acids. The transcript is spliced from 8 exons.